AUGGCUUCCAUUCAACAACAGACGCCCAAUAAUAUGGGUGCUGCCAGUGCGAACUUCCCAGGCAAUGUGGCUCUGCCAGCUGAUCUCACACCUGCUCGUUUGCAAGAAGUCUACCAGAAAUUCCGUGAAAUGCAACGGUCUGGUGUGCGCCAUGACGACCCUGAGUAUAUCAAGGCGCAUAACAUCCUGUCGGCUGUGCAGAAACAACAGGCCUACGCUAAGCAGAGGUAUCAGCAGCAACAGCUACAACAACAACAACAACAACAACAAGCUAAUGGGAACAAUGCGGACGUUGCUAAUGGUGUGAAUGGUCGAUCUGCCUCUGUAUCCUCAUCGAAUGGAGCCCAAGUCCCAAAUGCAGUGGGCGAAAGCCAACAACAACCUGGCCAGGCCGCGCAGGCUGGCCCGGCGAAGAAACUGGCAACACCAGCGGGAAGCUUUUCGCUUGAACAGUUGACCAUUCUACGAAACCAGAUCCACGCUUUCAAGCUACUUACGAAGAAUUUGCCAGUACCCAUAUCUCUUCAGAGACAGCUCUUCGGUGCAAAUAAACGGCAAACAGUGUCCCCUGUCACCAACGUCUCGACCGCUGAAGCCGUGAUUGAAGCUGCUACCGAAUCUCAGGGAGAAAAGUCGACUGAACCUCCCGAGAAGGAAGCUGAGACUUUCAAUUUCUACGAGAAGAUGCAGUCGCCUUAUGAGUUGUUUCCCAAAACUAUCAGCUAUGCCGACCAUGCGAACAGAGCGAAUCGCGUUCGCAUCCCGAGUAUUUUCCCUACUGGAAUUGAUUUGGAGAGAGUGCGUGAGGAUAGAGAGUUGCUCAUUUACAACAAGAUUAAUGCUCGAAAAGCAGAGCUUGCGAAACUUCCUGCAAAUCUUGGCGUCUGGGAUGUGAAAAGCGGUGAUACUGCCGCACCUGAUGACUCUUUGAAACUUAAAGCAUUGAUUGAGUAUAAAAUGCUUCACCUUCUGCCGAAGCAGCGCAAAUUCCGUCAACAAAUUCAGCAGGAAAUGUUCCAUUACGACAACCUGGGAAUGACGGGAAAUCGUUCUAUACACCGUCGCAUGAAGAAACAGACGUUACGGGAAGCCAAAAUCACCGAGAAACUUGAGAAGCAACAGCGUGACGCUCGUGAAAAUCGUGACAAGAGGAAGCAAGGCGAGAAGAUACAAGCAAUCUUAACACGCGGUCAAGAAGUUUUGCAGAAUGGUGCCCAACAGCGCGCUCGCCUGCAGAAAUUAGGUCGGGUCAUGCUUCAACAACACCAGUAUAUGGAGCGUGAAGAGCAGAAACGUGUUGAACGUACUGCUAAGCAACGUCUGCAAGCCCUUAAAGCUAACGAUGAGGAGACUUAUCUCAAACUUCUAGGUCAAGCCAAGGAUUCACGUAUUUCUCAUUUGCUCAAGCAGACCGAUGGUUUCUUGAAACAGCUUGCUUCAUCUGUCAAAGAGCAGCAACGCAGCCAAGCAGAACGGUAUGGAGGCGACCAGCAAUUUGAAGAAGAGGAAGAAUCUGAAGAGGAGUACGAUACCGACGAAGAAGGCGGAGGUCGCAAGAUCGAUUACUACGCUGUGGCUCAUCGGAUCAAAGAAGAGGUUACUGUGCAACCAAGCAUCUUGGUUGGCGGAACGCUUAAAGAGUAUCAGUUGAAAGGUCUCCAAUGGAUGAUUUCACUCUACAACAACAACCUCAACGGUAUUCUUGCCGACGAGAUGGGUCUCGGUAAGACCAUUCAGACGAUCAGUUUGAUCACGUAUUUGAUCGAAGUCAAGAAGAACAGUGGACCUUUCCUGGUCAUUGUUCCUUUGAGUACACUCACAAACUGGCAUCUUGAGUUUGACAAAUGGGCACCAUCAGUCACAAAAGUCGUUUAUAAGGGACCCCCAGCCGUUCGUAAGCAGCAACAACAGACUAUUCGCUAUGGUCAAUUCCAGGUUCUACUUACCACAUAUGAGUAUAUCAUCAAAGACCGCCCACUGCUGAGCAAAAUCAAGUGGCAGCACAUGAUUGUCGAUGAAGGUCAUCGUAUGAAGAACGCUCAGUCAAAGCUAAGCAGCACUUUGACCCAAUACUACAACACCCGCUAUCGCCUAAUCUUGACAGGAACCCCUCUUCAAAACAAUCUGCCCGAAUUGUGGGCUUUGCUGAACUUCGUCUUGCCAAGCAUUUUCAAGUCUGUGAAGUCUUUUGAUGAAUGGUUUAACACACCUUUCGCCAAUACAGGUAAUCAAGACCGGAUAGACUUGACCGAAGAAGAGCAGCUGCUCGUCAUUCGUCGUCUUCAUAAGGUCCUCCGUCCUUUCUUGCUCAGACGUUUGAAGAAGGAUGUCGAGAAGGACUUACCCGACAAGCAGGAGCGCGUUAUCAAAUGUCGUUCAUCUGCUUUGCAGGCCAAGCUCUACAAACAACUCCUUACCCACAACAAGAUGGUCGUCAGCGAUGGCAAGGGAGGAAAGAUUGGCAUGCGCGGUCUAAGCAAUAUGCUCAUGCAAAUGCGAAAGCUUUGCAACCAUCCCUUUGUCUUCGAACCGGUUGAGGAUCAAAUGAACCCAGGUCGGGGAACUAAUGACCUUAUCUGGCGUACGGCAGGAAAGUUCGAACUUCUUGAUCGUGUCUUGCCAAAAUUCAAAGCUACUGGGCAUCGUGUGUUGCUGUUCUUCCAGAUGACUCAGAUUAUGAACAUCAUGGAGGACUUUUUGCGAUUCCGUGGUCUCAAAUAUCUCCGCCUGGACGGUUCCACGAAGUCCGAUGAUCGUUCUGAGCUACUGAAACUGUUCAAUGCUCCCAACUCUGAUUAUUUCUGCUUCUUGCUCUCCACUCGUGCUGGUGGUCUGGGUUUGAACUUGCAGACUGCUGAUACGGUCAUCAUUUACGAUUCUGAUUGGAAUCCUCAUCAGGAUUUGCAAGCUCAAGAUCGUGCCCAUCGUAUCGGUCAAAAGAACGAAGUGCGAAUUCUCCGUUUGAUCACGUCUAACUCGGUUGAAGAGAAGAUUCUCGGACGUGCUCAGUUCAAAUUGGACAUGGAUGGUAAAGUCAUUCAAGCCGGUAAAUUCGAUAACAAAUCUACAAAUGAAGAACGAGAAGCUCUCCUUCGUACUUUACUUGAGAGUGCGGAAGCUGGUGACCAGCUCAAUGACCAGGACGAGAUGGAUGAUGACGAUUUGAAUGAGAUCAUGGCACGGUCUGACGAGGAACUGAUCAUUUUCCAAAAGAUUGACCAAGAGCGUGCUAGGACUGACCAGUAUGGUCCAGGUCAUCGGUAUCCACGGCUUAUGGGUGAAGACGAGUUGCCAGAUAUCUAUCUUGCAGAAGAUAUCCCUAGUGCCAAGGCUGAAGUUGAGGAAGUCACUGGUCGUGGAGCGCGUGAACGUAAGGUCACGCGCUACGAUGACGGGCUUACAGAGGAUCAAUGGCUUAUGGCUCUUGAUGCCGACGAUGAUACUAUUGAAGAUGCCAUUGCCCGUAAAGACGCAAGGGUUGAGCGAAGACGUUCCAACAAGGAGAAACGUGCACGCAAAGCAAGUGGUAUGGAGUCAUCGCCUGAACCAUCUCGCGAGAGCUCUGAGACGCCUCAAGUCAAGAGACGGCGCAAAGGACUACAGGGCAAACGCAAAGCAGACGAUUCCAUUGAAGACACGCCAGCUAUCAAGCGCAAGAGGGGAAAACCUCCCAAAGUCGUUGAUACUCUUAGCAGCGAUGACCGGGCUGCUUUGCAGAAUAUUUUAGACAGUGUCUAUCAGACAUUGACUGAUCUUGAGCAAGAGAUUCCCCCUGAUGACAAAGACGCCGACGAGGAGCCUAUGACGAGAUCUAUCAUAGAGCCUUUCAUGAAGCCACCUCCAAAGAUGCACUAUCCUGACUACUACAUGAUCAUCAAAAACCCCAUUGCCAUGGAAAUGAUAAGGAAGAAGAUCAAUCGGGAAGAAUACCAGAGUCUGAAGGAAUUCAGAGCAGAUAUUCACCUCCUAUGUCAGAAUGCUAGGACAUAUAACGAGGACACCAGUAUUUUGUUCGCAGAUGCCAAUCUGAUCGAGAGCACAUGUGUAGCGGAACUGAAGAAAUUAACGACCGAAUACCCUCAAUUCGCCGACUUUGAUGACAGAGACGAAGGCACAUCUUCCGCCGCAGAUGGUGUUUCUACAACGGACGCUCUUGGCGCUGAUACUCCGUCUGCGCAGCCAAAACUCAAACUCACAUUCAACAGUAAUCGAAAUAGUGCAGGACCAGCCAAUGGCGAUGGUGCCAGUGAUGACGACGAGUGAUUAGAACACACCAACAAAUCUUGUCCCGAGCCCUAGCAUUUGACAUGAAAGACAUUGCUUUUGAUGAAACAAAGACAAUAAAUGAGUUUCUGCUUUCUUGACUGCUAUUUUGUGCCAUAAAUACAUUCCGUUUCUUCCUGUUUCUGUUUUCCAGAUCAUAAUUUGAUUGUGGUCCUCGGAUACGGCGUUUGAUGUUUGUAUGCGCGCUUCCUGGUAUACUGGUGGAAUUCCCUUUUUUUUUUCUCUUUUCCAUUUCAACGAUGGCAUGUUUCAGUUUUUCAAAUCUUUUUUUUACUCUUUCUUCUUAACUUUCUUGUGUUUUUAUAUGGAAUACGUUGGGCAGUGAGUUUAGAAAGAGUUGUAAUCGAUAUACAUCUUCGGUUACUAUUUGAUCUCCUUUGGCUGGCUUUUUCUCUCCUCGUUUUUACCGACUGUUUUGAGAGAAGUUUUUUUUUCCCCUUGAUGCAGAGUUUGCGAACCAGAUGAAUGUAUUAUUGGACCCAAAAUUGAUAUAAUUUCUA
Talaromyces stipitatus ATCC 10500 is the source of this 4784-nucleotide messenger RNA. Its product is annotated as RSC complex subunit (Sth1), putative. Lineage: Eukaryota; Fungi; Ascomycota; Eurotiomycetes; Eurotiales; Trichocomaceae. Gene Ontology annotation, biological process: positive regulation of transcription by RNA polymerase II. The transcript is spliced from 4 exons. Gene Ontology annotation, cellular component: nucleus. Gene Ontology annotation, molecular function: DNA binding; histone binding; ATP binding. The record is from RefSeq and is a predicted model, not a curated record. Bases 1 to 4263 code for a protein of 1420 amino acids.